GGAGUUCUCACUUAUUUAGGUUUAAACAAGCUCUGUUCAAAAACUCAAAGCUUUCCAUUUCCUUUCUCUUCAUUUUCAAGCCAUUAAGCUCUCUCUGUUUCCGUCAUGGCUACGAAACCAGCUGAAGAAUCUCCACAGCCAUUGAAAUACGAGACAUGGGUCUUGAGAGUUUCUAUCCAUUGCGAAGGCUGCAAGAAGAAAGUCAAAAAAGUUCUCAAGGGCAUUGAUGGUGUUUAUACCGUCGUUGUAGAUUCACAGCAGCAUAAGGUUACGGUGAAUGGCAACGUUGAAGCAGAUACUCUUAUUAAGAAGCUUUUGAGAUCAGGAAAACACGCCGAGCUUUGGCCGCAAACGACUGAAACGAAGAAGGAGAAAAAACCCGGAAAGCCCAAGAACAAUGACAAACAAAUGGAAGCUAAAGAUGGUCAGGAAGUUGGUGGGGAUGAUUAUGAUAAACAGGAUGCACCAGUAAAGCCUGAAAACGCCAUUUCCAUUGACAAGCCACAGGAGAGUGCUGGCAUAAAAGGCGGUGAAAGCAAGGAGGAAACUGCCGGUGGCAGUGGUGGGAAGAAGAAGAAGAAGAAAGGACAAACGGGUAAUGGCGGCGGUGAAAAUGUUGGCGAUGCCACUGCAGCUGCAAGCCCAGACCCAACUGCUGGUUCUCCUAUGGCUACUCUCGAACCGAUUCCAUUUAUGGCCAGGAUGAAUAUAAGUCCCCUACAACUCGACCCUCCAAAUCACCAACAAUAUCCCUCUCCGCCGCCUACGUAUUAUCCUCCUCCAACUCCAAUGAAUGGAGUAGGUUACAAUACUGCAUAUGCUACUGCUAAUACGUCAUAUUAUGCCUCUGCCAUGCAUACUUACUUAUACUGUCAACCACCAGCAUAUACGCCCUUUCCACCGUCCGAUCCAAACUAUGAUGCUGGAUGCUCUAUUAUGUGACAAAAUGUUGAGCCAUGCAACAAGGGAUAUACAAAUAUCAGUCAAUAACUAGCAUAAAUCAUGUAUGUGCUGGGGAUGGAGGAAGAGGGCUUUAAUUUUGCAAGAUGCAAUAUAUCUAUGUGAAGGCACUGGAACUAGGGAUUAAAAAAAGAAAGAAAGAAAGAUUGUCUCUACUACCCAGUAUCAUUAUUUAAAAAAAAAAAAAAAAACUUUGUGAUAUGUAUGAUCUAAAUUGUGAUUUAUGUAAACUA
Molecule: messenger RNA, 1193 nt
Organism: Mangifera indica (mango)
Lineage: Eukaryota; Viridiplantae; Streptophyta; Magnoliopsida; Sapindales; Anacardiaceae
Product: heavy metal-associated isoprenylated plant protein 36-like
Exons: 3
Coding region: 106-942 (278 amino acids)
Molecular function (GO): metal ion binding
Source: RefSeq, a predicted model, not a curated record